GAAUCGAAAGUCGUUUUUUCUUUGUUCGCCAUCUUGUUCAGAGUAACGUAUCUGUGUCUGGGAGCGGUCGGUGAGGAUCAGCUGUAACGGGACUGUUACCGAGGAUGAAGAUGAUGAUGAUCGUGCUCCUCUUACUCAUUUCCCAGCAUGCCUCAGGGGUGGAGGUGUAUGAGGGGAAGGAGUCUGUUCUGCUGCCCUGUCAGGUACCAGCUGAUGUUUCCAGGAGCUUCACAGCAGCAGUGUGGAAAAACGAGGAGCUCAGAAACCCAACAGUUCACCUGCGUAGGCAGAAAAGUGACGAUCUUAGUGGUCAGAAUAAUGUUUACAAACAUCGAACAUCAAUGAGAGUCGACGCUCUGCAGACUGGAGACCUCAGCCUCACUCUGAGGAAGCCCACAGUCUCUGACAGUGGUAACUACACCUGCAUCCCAAGCAAGGAGGGAGAAGUUCAGAGCGAAACUGUAGUACAGCUGAAAGUCACAGAACCUCCUCCUCCUUCAGUCUGGCCCAUAGUCGUCGCAGCUGUGCUGGUUACUCUGGUCAUCCUGGCUGUUGUCUCAAGUCCGUUUGUGUGCUGUGCAUAUAAAAGGAUAAAGGACAGCAAAGCUCUGCUGCCAGAGGUGGUGGAGGUGCCACAGGGGGAGGAGUCUGUCCUGCUGCCCUUUAAAGCUACAGCUGACCUUCCUCAGGACGUCACAGUGGAGUGGACACUCACUCAACCCAAAGAGUGGAAGGUCCACGUGUAUCAGAGUGGAAACAAUCUGUCAGAUGAACAGGACCAGCGUUACAGAGGUCGCACAGAGAUGAAGGAUGAAGAUCCACUGAGAACUAAAGACUUCAGUCUGACCCUGAAACCCCUCCACCUCACUGACAGUGGAGUCUACACCUGCACCAUCUCCAACAAGGAUGAACGCGUGCUGCUACAGAAAGUAGUGAUACUCAGUGUCAGAGCUCCUCAGCCAGAGGUGGUGAAUGCAACAGAUGCAGACGAGUCUGCCCUGCUGCCCUUUACAACCACGGCCGGCCUUCGUCAGGACGUCACAGUGGAGUGGACUGUCACUGAACCCACAAAGAGGAAGGUCCACGUGUAUGAGAGUGGAAACAAUCUGUCACACCAGGAUUACAAGGAUCGCACAGAGAUGAAGGAUAAAGAUCCACUGAGCACUAAAGACCUCAGUCUGACCCUGAAACACCCCCGCCUUGACGACAGUCGUAGCUACACCUGCACCGUCUACGACAAGGAUGGACACAUGCUGCUACAGAAAGUAGUGACUCUCAGAGUCAGAGAGAGUCUGCCAGACAUUGUGCAGGCGGUAAAAGGAGCGGCGUCCAUCGAGCUGCCCUUAAAAACCACAGCUGACCUUCCUCAGGACGUCACAGUGAAGUGGAAACUCACUCAACCCAAACACAUGAUGGUCCACGUGUAUGAGAGUGGAAACAAUCUGUCACAACCGGAUUACAAGAAUCGCACAGAGAUGAAGAAAGAUCCACUGAGCACUAAAGACCUCAGUCUGACCCUGAAACACCCCCACUUUAGUGACACUGGAGUCUACACCUGCACCGUCUCCAACAAGGAUGGAGACACGCUGCUGCAGAAAUCAGUGACUCUCCAUGCCACGGACGACCCUGUGACGAUAAAGAGGGCAGUGUAUGGAGACAAGUCUUAUUUGUUAGAAUUUAACAAAACAGAACACCGUGACGUUUCCACAGUGGAGUGGAAACUCAUAUACCCCAAAUACAAGUUGAUGAAGAAAAUACCUAACCAUCAGGGAAGUGAGGUAGACUUCAGUCUGAACCUGGAAGACCUCCAGCUCACUGACAGUGGAGUCUACACCUGCACCACCUAUAAGGAGGAUGGACGCGCUCUGCUACAGAGAUCAGUGACUCUCAGUGUCAGAGACUUCCAGAUGGAAGUGGUGGAGGUGCCACAGGGGGAGGAGUCUGUCCUGCUGCCCUUUAAAACCACAGCUGACCUUCAUCAUGUUCGCAAAGUGUACUGGAUGUUCACUGAACACGAAAUCGCCAUGGUCGAUGUGUAUGAGAGUGAACCCAGCAACCAGCAAAAUAAACAGCACCAGCGUUACAGAGGUCGCACAAAGAUGGAGGAAGAUCCACUGAGAACUGGAGACCUCAGUCUGACCCUGAAACACCCCCGCCUUGACGACAGUCGUAGCUACACCUGCACCGUCUACAACAAGGAUGAUCGCGUGCUGCUACAGAAAGUAGUGAUACUCAAAGUCAGACCAACCUUAAAGGGAAUCAUGGCAGACAUGCUUCCACGGACGAGGAGGCCACCAAAACAGGAACCGAGGAACACGAACCAUGAAGACGUUCCUCUGAUGGCGGUUCAUUCAGCUUGAUGGGUCACAGAGGAGGAGGAGCUGGUGAUGAAGAGCAGCCUGUGUGUAUAUACAGUAUCUGUUGUGUAUUCAGCCCUGAAGAAGAUGAAAAUUGCAGCUUUGCUUUGGCCUUCCUCUGCUAACAGCUAACAGCUAACUAACCUCAGCCAGAUGUUCUGCAGCUGUUUGUCUAACAUUAGAAGUUUAUAAUGAUGAUGACCCCGAGUGUGUUUCUGCUGUUCUGAUGGAUCUCCACAGAGCGUUUUGACCUUUGACCCACAUGAAGCUAACAUGUGACACAAAGGUCAAAGCUGCUGACUGUCAGGAAGCAUCAAACAUCAUGAAACACCCCCUCUGAUCUCAGCGCUACCUGAGGCCACACCCACACUUCCUGUCAGUGCCUGUGAUUGACAGCUGCCUGAGGUCACUGAUGUUGUGAUGUUGGUGUUGUAUGAACCACAUUAAAUGUUUUUUACUUAUUAA
Messenger RNA from Neolamprologus brichardi, 2822 nucleotides. Its product is annotated as muscle M-line assembly protein unc-89-like. Gene Ontology annotation, cellular component: external side of plasma membrane. Lineage: Eukaryota; Metazoa; Chordata; Actinopteri; Cichliformes; Cichlidae. Gene Ontology annotation, biological process: cell surface receptor signaling pathway; cellular response to lipopolysaccharide; T cell costimulation. The record is from RefSeq and is a predicted model, not a curated record.